AUGAUUAUGAGUAAUACAAGCGCGCCAAAAAAUGGUUUAAAAAAGUCAAUUAAUUUUUUCCGAUUUCGUACACCAAAGAAAGAUGCUGAAGACACACCACUCCGAUUAAAAAAAGGUUCAAAGUUAAAUGACAAUGAUUCUUCACAAGAUUCACUUACACUAGAUGCAUCACCUAUAGAAAGUCCAGUUGUAAGAUUUUUUAAAAAGGUGAAACCUAAACGAUCAGAAAGAACAAAAGAUACAGUUGAUAAUUCAUCAACAUUGAUUACAAAUGAUAAUCAGAACGAAAAAUCUACAGUCCAAGAUGAUCAAUUUGAUCUUUCUAAUGUGACGAAAAGAAAUCAGCAAUUACCUACGUAUAUCAGUGUGUCUGUUGCUUUGAAUGGUUAUCACUUACCGUCUCAAAAGAACAACUUAACUGUAGAAGAUUCAAUAGAAAAUACUACAAAUUCACAAAGUUCUCCUCAAAAAUAUGUUACAAAUAUAAGAAUUGACUCAGUUGCUGAACCAUUAGAAAUUGCAGAAAAAUUUUCAACUGAAUGGGGUACUGUAUCAAAUGAGACCCCUGAAGCAUAUAGAGAAUUAGCCGAUAUGAACAUAUCUCUUAUUGAUGCUAGAAAAACGUUGGCGAAAUCACUUUUGUCGGAACAAAAAGAAAUGAUGUGUGAUGAUUGUCAUACAACACUUCUUCAGGUCAAUGGACAUGGAGACAUGAUUACAAAAAAUAUUGGAAAAUUAUACAAGUAUAUAGAUAAUUGCUUAAAAGGCGUUCAAGGAUAUGGUGAAACAACGACCGUUAAUGAUCUCUCAAGUUUCUGGUAUGGAGUAAUUCAACCAGAAUUAGAUAAAUAUUCUAAAAUAUUGGAGAAAGCUGAUAAAUAUAGAGAUAAUAAUUACAAAGAAUUACAAGAGACAGAGGAUGUAAUCAAAGUUGUGAAAAAAGUUCGACCAAAACCUCCUACAGCUAAAAAGUGUGUGGUUGAAACUGAAAAAGUAAAACAACAAAAAGCGGCACUUGAAGAAAAAAGAAAAAAAUUUUUGCAAGAGAUGAAGAAAAAAGCUAUUUCAUCACGAAACAACGAAACACCAUCAGGGGAUAUAAUAUUUUAA
Messenger RNA from Strongyloides ratti, 1110 nucleotides. RefSeq lists its product as hypothetical. The coding region runs from base 1 to 1110 and encodes 369 amino acids. NCBI's taxonomy places the organism in Eukaryota, Metazoa, Nematoda, Chromadorea, Rhabditida, Strongyloididae. The record is from RefSeq and is a predicted model, not a curated record. The transcript has 3 exons.